Messenger RNA from Xenia sp. Carnegie-2017, 862 nucleotides. RefSeq names its product growth/differentiation factor 8-like. NCBI's taxonomy places the organism in Eukaryota, Metazoa, Cnidaria, Anthozoa, Malacalcyonacea, Xeniidae. The transcript has a single exon. Gene Ontology annotation, molecular function: growth factor activity; cytokine activity. Bases 23 to 817 code for a protein of 264 amino acids. The record is from RefSeq and is a predicted model, not a curated record. Gene Ontology annotation, cellular component: extracellular region. Gene Ontology annotation, biological process: SMAD protein signal transduction; BMP signaling pathway.
CAAAGCUUUACGAAAAGAAGCAAUGGCGUUCACUUUUCAGUUGAAAAGUGUGAAGACUAUUAAAGAGGCUCGUACCAUACAGCUGCGUGUAUUUAAAAGAAGAUCAAGGGAUCGAAAUCCACACGAUAUGUAUUUCAUACAUCUUUAUCUGUCACAUGAAUUCAUUAGCAAUGUUUCAUUCAUAACAAACAAAAGUUUAAGUACGCGCUUAAUUGGGACACGUUUUGUGCGAAAUUCACGAGGCGAAUGGUUGACAUUUGAUGUAACUUCGCCUAUUCUGUCUAAACUGGUUCGUCAAACUGAAAUCAACUUCUUUAUUGAAGUUAGGUCGGUCAAAUAUUUGUCGGAUUCAAAACCUAUUUCAAUUGCAAAAGGUGGUCGUAAACAACCCUUUAUGCUUCUUUAUUUUCCCUUACCUCUGCAAAAGUUAAGCAAGGCUGCUAUGGGAGGACACACCAAGAAAAAUUCUAAUAAUUUUCCUUUACGUACUUUUUCAUUAACACGUUUUCCUCGUUCACUAAGUAGUUCUCUAUGUUCACGCAAAUCAAUGACUAUUAAUUUUCAACAAUUGGGUUACUCCAGUAUUUUGCAUCCACAAACAUACAACGCUCACACUUGUGCUGGGAUAUGUCCUGCAUUUUCAGGAAGUAAACAUCAAAAAAUGUACAUAUUUCUACGAAAUCGUCACCUUGGAAAAGGCGGUUGCUGCAUCCCCACCGAGUUUGAGCCGUUAUCAAUAUUAUAUUACAGUGAACCAAAGAAAAUAACUGUUUCUCGUUUACCAGGAAUGAUUGUAACCUCCUGUGGUUGUACAUAAUCUAAUAGUGUUUGUAUAUAAAUAGAGAGGUUAUGUUAGUAUAAA